This is a messenger RNA of Lizanozyma spartinae, 336 nucleotides long. It is a transcript of the gene TIM12, whose product is annotated as Tim12p. The transcript has a single exon. NCBI's taxonomy places the organism in Eukaryota, Fungi, Ascomycota, Pichiomycetes, Serinales, Debaryomycetaceae. Gene Ontology annotation, cellular component: mitochondrial inner membrane. The coding region runs from base 1 to 336 and encodes 111 amino acids. Gene Ontology annotation, biological process: protein insertion into mitochondrial inner membrane. The record is from RefSeq and is a predicted model, not a curated record.
AUGUCUCUUUUCAUUGGAAAUGUCAACCAAUAUAGUUAUGCGAGGGUAGAUCCUACGAAGAUAGCUGCUGCACAACUCCAAUAUGAAGCCAUGUCGGCCACCUUUAACCGUCUUCUCAUAACAUGUCAAGAAAAGUGUAUUCUUGCUGAAUACGGUGAGGGUGAUUUAAACACUGGAGAGCAAAGUUGCAUCGAUAGAUGUGUAAGCAAAUACGUCAAGGCUAACAUUGUGGUUGGGAAGGUAUUCCUGGACUUGAACUAUGAUGCUACCCGUGACAUGCCUGAGCAUCGUAUUAUUCAAAGAGAACUUUCAAAGAUUGAAAGCAGCAGCCGAUAG